AUGGCAGAAGUUCCAUUGCUCAAUUCCACUUUGUCACACCCAACCUUCUUCAUAUUAAAUGGCAUUCCUGGACUGGCAGGUAGCCAAAUCUGGCUCACUCUGGUCUUUGGGCCCAUGUAUUUGCUGGCCCUUCUGGGCAAUGGAGCAUUGCUGACAGUAGUGAGGAUAGACUCCACACUGCACCAGCCCAUGUUUCUCCUCCUAGCAACAUUGGCAGUCACAGACAUGGGAUUAGCCACAUCUAUAGCCCCAGGAUUAUUGGCUGUGCUGUGGCUUGGGGCCCGGUGCAUACCAUAUGUUGCCUGCCUGGCCCAGAUGUUUUUUGUUCAUGCACUCACUGCCAUGGAAUCUGGUGUGCUGCUGGCUAUGGCCUGUGAUCGCGCUGUUGCAGUAGGGCGUCCACUGCAUUAUCCUGUGCUAGUCACCAAAAUCCGUGUGGGCUAUACAGCCCUAGCACUGGUACUAAAAGCUGUGGCUAUUGUUGUACCUUUUCCUUUGUUGGUGGCACGAUUUGAGCACUUCCGAGCCAAGACCAUAAACCAUUCCUACUGUGAACACAUGGCAGUGGUAGAGCUAGUGGUGGGUAACACUCGGGCCAACAACUUGUAUGGGCUAGCACUCUCUCUGGCUGUGUCUGGUCUAGAUAUUCUAGGUAUCACUGCCUCCUAUGGGCUUAUUGUUCAUGCUGUUCUGAAGCUACCUACCCGAGAGGCCCGUACCAAGGCCUUUGGUACUUGUAGUUCCCACAUCUGUGUCAUUCUGGCCUUCUAUGUGCCUGGUCUCUUCUCCUACCUCACACACCGCUUUGGCCGUCACACUGUUCCAAAAUCCAUACACAUCCUUCUUUCAAAUAUCUAUUUGCUGCUGCCACCAGCCCUCAACCCUCUCAUCUAUGGUAUUCGAACCAAGCAAAUCAGAGAACGGAUACUGGAAACCUUCAUAUUCAGAAAAAAGUUUUAG
Messenger RNA from Suncus etruscus (white-toothed pygmy shrew), 960 nucleotides. RefSeq names its product olfactory receptor 52W1. Gene Ontology annotation, molecular function: olfactory receptor activity; G protein-coupled receptor activity. Gene Ontology annotation, biological process: G protein-coupled receptor signaling pathway. Gene Ontology annotation, cellular component: membrane. Lineage: Eukaryota; Metazoa; Chordata; Mammalia; Eulipotyphla; Soricidae. The record is from RefSeq and is a predicted model, not a curated record. The transcript has a single exon. The coding region runs from base 1 to 960 and encodes 319 amino acids.